CUUCGUGGCACACAAACUCAUUUUCUCUUGCUGUUGGAUCUAUAUUACACAUCAGCACAAUGUGUAAAGGCCUCGCUGCCCUUCCUGCUACAUGCUUGAAAAGCGCCAAAGACAUCAAGCAUAAGAUUGGGUUCCUGCUUCAAAAAACUGAACCACAACAAGAACAGAAGCCUCUGAAGGAGAAACUAAAGGCAACAGAGAACAGAGUCUCUCCUGUUGAAGCCCAGAAAUGGAAAACAUCAUUUAACUACCUGAUCCAAAAUGAACAUGGUCGAAAUGCUUUUUCUGCUUUCUUGCAGUCUGAGUACAGUCAGGAAAACAUUGAGUUCUGGGAGGCUUGCGAGGAGUUAAAGCAAACAUCGGUGGACAAAUUCAACCUGAAAGCUGGAAAGAUAUUCGAGCUGUACGUUGAAGCUGAUUCUCCGAAUGAGGUGAAUUUGGAUUCUGCCACCAGAGAGAGUACAAGAAAGAAUCUGGAAAACUGCGAUGCGUCCUGUUUUGAUGAAGCACAGAGUAAGAUCUUUACCCUCAUGGAAAAGGACUCUUACAUACGCUUCCUGAAAUCCAAACUGUUCCUGGAAAUGUGUCAACCUCCAUCGAACAACAAACCCUGUAGCUUAGAGAAGAGAGGAAAGCAUCACAUUUCAGAGCACAGUCAGUGUGUGCCUAGUUAUGCCUAAUUCAACCCAUCUUAAACUGGAUGAACAAACUCGAAUUUCGCCAUUAUCUGACCUCCGCUCAUUUGGCUUCGGUUUGUAAAGCUUGUUCAAGUGUUAAAAGAUGGCAGAGAUUCAUAGCAAUGACACAAAUCUGAUGUCCAUCAAAUGUGAUUGUAUUCCAUUGUCCUUACAAUGAAGACCCUAAGGGGCAGUACAUGUCACACAAAAGUUAUUUUUCACUUUUGGCUUCGCAAAAGUGUUACUGAAGUGUGUAACUUAUCAUUGAAAGCAUGACGAUCAUUUCCGAAGUGGUUGAGCGACAGCAAUGUUUUCUUUCAAAACAAGGAAAACCCACAAUUGUUCAAGCAUGAAAUUGCAUUAAAUUGGCGUCUGGAAAACAGAACACCAAUGACGUACUUUACAACUAAAUGACUGUUACAGAUUAGGGAAAAGAUAAAAAUCUGAGCUAUAGUGGGAAUAUGAUGAUUCACUAAUAACAUCGCUAUUAAUAGCCAAGUAUAUUCUCUGUACUCUUUUAAAAUGGUGUAAUAUAUGUAUUCACAUAUUUUUGGUGUGUAAAAAUACACCACUGGUGAUGUUUUGUUAAGGAUUCUUUAACUGUGAAUUUUAGGAGGUUUGUUUUCUCUUGGCCGCCCAUUGUACUUCAAGCUACGGCAUUCAGAACACAAGUGAAUGUGAUAAAUUUACCUCUGCAAUGUAUUACCUGUCACUGCCAAUGAUUUAUUAUCUGUUCUGUAGCUGUAUGGCAAAAUUCAAUAUUAAAGCAUUCAUCCUUCUAUUAGAAUAAA
This is a messenger RNA of Triplophysa dalaica, 1468 nucleotides long. It is a transcript of the gene rgs4, whose product is annotated as regulator of G protein signaling 4. Bases 60 to 680 code for a protein of 206 amino acids. The transcript has 5 exons. Lineage: Eukaryota; Metazoa; Chordata; Actinopteri; Cypriniformes; Nemacheilidae. The record is from RefSeq and is a predicted model, not a curated record.